Arachis stenosperma is the source of this 895-nucleotide messenger RNA. Its product is annotated as enoyl-CoA delta isomerase 2, peroxisomal-like. The coding region runs from base 78 to 806 and encodes 242 amino acids. NCBI's taxonomy places the organism in Eukaryota, Viridiplantae, Streptophyta, Magnoliopsida, Fabales, Fabaceae. Gene Ontology annotation, cellular component: peroxisome. The transcript has a single exon. Gene Ontology annotation, biological process: fatty acid beta-oxidation. Gene Ontology annotation, molecular function: delta(3)-delta(2)-enoyl-CoA isomerase activity; enoyl-CoA hydratase activity. The record is from RefSeq and is a predicted model, not a curated record.
UAGAGAAGGGACUAUACGAAACUCACUUUGUAGAUGUAGUAGUUAUUACGAAAACUCAUUCAAAGUAAGAGAUAGAAAUGUGUUCUCUCGAGAAGCGUGGGACCCUUUUCAUUCUCACUCUCACCGGCGCCGACGGUGACGACCAACACCGCCUAGGCCCGCAGGUCAUCGCCUCCCUCCUCUCCACCCUCUCCCGCAUCGCCGCCGAAGCCAUCCCGGGAUCUGUUCUCAUCACCACCGCACACGGCAGGUACUACUCCACCGGCUUCGACCUCAUCUGGGCUCGGAAGGCCGAAUCCGGCGCCGCCGCCGCCAAUCGCCUCCAGUCCAUGGUCAAUUCCCUGAAGCCCGUCGCAGCAGCUCUGAUGUCUCUCCCGAUGCCGACAAUCGCCGCCCUAAACGGCCACGCAGCCGCGGCUGGUUUCCUUUUGGCGAUCUGCCACGACUACGUGCUGAUGAGGAGCGACGUCGGCGUGCUGUACAUGCCGGAGGUGGACCUAGGGCUUCCGCUGCCGGACUACUUCGCGGCGAUGUUCAGGUCGAAGAUAAGAUCCCCGACUGUGAUGCGGGAGGUGGUGAUGAGCGGCGUGAAGGUGAAGGCAGGGGAGGGGCUGAAGAUGGGGAUGGUGGAUUCGGCGCACGAUAGUGCGGAGAGCGUGGUGGAGGCUAGCAUGCGCCUUGCGGAAAAGCUAUCUCGUAGGAAAUGGGUGGGUGACGUGUAUGCUGACAUAAGAAAGAGCUUGUAUCCCGAUGCUUGUGCCGUUUUGGAUUUACCCCUCAAACCUCUUUUGGUUUCUAAGAUCUGAAAUCUACACUCUCCAUUUUAUUUUCUUACUUGUUACCGUACUACUUUCAAGUAUUAUUAGAAUGAAUAAUAUUUGUUUAUGAAACUGUA